Messenger RNA from Phragmites australis (common reed), 1935 nucleotides. Its product is annotated as calmodulin calcium-dependent NAD kinase-like. The record is from RefSeq and is a predicted model, not a curated record. The transcript is spliced from 8 exons. The coding region runs from base 167 to 1759 and encodes 530 amino acids. Gene Ontology annotation, molecular function: ATP binding; kinase activity. NCBI's taxonomy places the organism in Eukaryota, Viridiplantae, Streptophyta, Magnoliopsida, Poales, Poaceae.
GCCGUCCUUUCCCGCGAGAGGCAGAGGCGCCACCACCGUUCACCAGCAGAUACACCCGCGGCCCCCUUCGCCUUCGGGGUCGAGAUCCGGGGAUUCGAUCGGGUACCUGAUCCCGUUUGGUGAUUCUCCCCCGGCCCGUUUGGAACCACGGACUAGAGCAUCCGCCAUGCCGAAAGUUGGGUUCGCCAGGGUGCUGUUGCUCCACGUUGCCGCGUUGGCCACGGCCGGCGCGGUCACGGCCGCCGCUGCCUUGGCGCGACGCCGCCGGCUCAGGGGGAGCAAGAGGAAGGCGCCGGCCAUGGCCGAAAUGCCGAGGCUUCAGGUGGCCGAGUCCGGUCGCGUGGAGCAGCUCGAGAAGUUCUCGCACUACGUCGCUAGGCAGCUUGGGUUCCAGGACAUCGACGAAUGCCCGCAGCUAUGCAAACUGGCAAACAACUACCUCAAGAACACCAAUAACUGCAUCGAUGACAUUUACGGGUUUUUCGAGAAUGUCGAAGACGCGGAGUCGCUUUACGUCAAGUUCGUAGAGGAGCUGGAAAAAUGCAUUUUGGGCUACUUCGCAUUCCACUGGGAUCAUGCUACUUAUUUCAUCAGCCAGGCCUUGACAGUGGAUAGCGGCACCAAAAAGAAGUUGAGGAACAUGGUUCUUGAAGCAACAAGGAAGCAGAGGUUCGAGCGCGUGACGCGGGACCUGAAGGUGACGCGGGUGUUCUCGACGCUGGUGGAGGAGAUGAAGGCGAUCGGCAUCGCCACCGCGAGCAACGGCGAGGAGGCCGAGGCGCAGUGCACGGACGUGAUGGCCCCCAUGGCGCACUCGGACCGCAGCCCCGUGCUGCUGCUGAUGGGCGGCGGGAUGGGCGCCGGCAAGAGCACCGUGCUCAAGGAGCUCAAGAAGGAGCCGUUCUGGUCGAAAGCGGAGGCGAACGCGGUGGUGGUUGAGGCGGACGCGUUCAAGGAGACGGACGUCAUCUACCGCGCCAUCAGCUCCAUGGGCCACCACAACGACAUGCUCCAGACAGCCGAGCUCGUGCACCAGUCGUCGACGGACGCGGCGUCGUCGCUGCUGGUGACGGCGCUGAACGAGGGCCGCGACGUGAUCCUGGACGGCACGCUGUCCUGGGAGCCCUUCGUGGAGCAGACCAUUGCCAUGGCGCGCGCCGUCCACCGCCAGCGCUACCGCAUGGGCGUUGGCUACAAGGUCGCCGACGACGGCACCAUCUCUGAGAACUACUGGGAGCCCGUCCAAGACCCCGAGGGCGCCCCCAACGGCACGUCUCCGACGAGGAAGCCGUACAGGAUCGAGGUUGUCGGCGUCGUCUGCGACGCCUACCUCGCCGUGGCCAGAGGGAUCAGGAGAGCGAUCAUCACGAGGCGAGCGGUGCGGGUGAGGUCACAGCUCCAGUCGCACAAGCGGUUCGCCGGCGCGUUCCAGAAGUACAGCCAGCUCGUCGACGGCGCCAGGCUCUACACCACCAACUCCCUGGGAUCCGCCAAGCUGAUCGCGUGGAAGGACGGGAUCAACAGCAGCCUGCUGGUGGAGCCGCGGGAGUUCGACUGCGUGGAGAAGGUGAGCAACCUUAACGUGGACGCCACCUCUGUCCACGACCUCUACCCCGACGGCACCACCACCUGCGGCUCCCGGUCCAUUUGGGACGACAUGAUCGCCUCGCCGUCCCGCGCCACCAUCCAGCUCGAGCUCCAGGAGGCCAUCCGGUCCAUGGAGCUCGCAAGCGCCGAGCCAGCGACGCCAGCCUUGUAGCGUUGACCAUGCAUAUAAAUGUUCAUGCUUGCAAGAGUUGAAUUCGAGGUGUCAAAAUGCGUUCUUUUGAUGACGCAAUGUAAUUCUUGAAUCCUGUUAAUGGUUUUCGCUGGUCCAGCAGAAAAAUUGGGCAAACCGGAAUCAAAUUUGUUGUAAUGAAAGUUUUCACAUUGUGA